Molecule: messenger RNA, 7319 nt
Organism: Planococcus citri (citrus mealybug)
Lineage: Eukaryota; Metazoa; Arthropoda; Insecta; Hemiptera; Pseudococcidae
Product: ephrin type-A receptor 4a-like
Exons: 12
Coding region: 2664-3467 (267 amino acids)
Biological process (GO): cell surface receptor protein tyrosine kinase signaling pathway; multicellular organism development; positive regulation of kinase activity
Cellular component (GO): signaling receptor complex; plasma membrane
Molecular function (GO): transmembrane receptor protein tyrosine kinase activity; ATP binding
Source: RefSeq, a predicted model, not a curated record
GAACAGUCGUCAUUCUGUGAGUUAGUGUGUUUGUUAAAAGUUGUGAUUUUGCUCUUUACAAAUACCUCGGAGUUCAUAAGCUCGUGACAUUUGCUCGUAUCACAUAUUGCACUCAGCUUCACCAAAGUUCUUACGAAAUUUUACUCGUAUUUGAUUUUUUUUUCCAUUUGAAACUCCGAAUAAUUGCAUUCAUGAAUGUGUUGCUGGUGAUAUCAAUGUUUGCAGCCUCAUCGUGGGGUUUGAAAUUUUCUUUCACAAAUAAUACUGAGUUGGAAAUUUUUCGACGUCAAACAUUGAUAAUGAAUUGUUCCAGUGACGUAGAAAUAGAAUGGCUCAUUCCAGACGAUAGUAAUGCGUUGGUAAAAAACGUUUCAAGUUAUGAGUCGAGUAUUGUAAUCAACCAGACCACGAAAUGUGAUAGUGGAGACUACAUAUGUAGACCAAAAAACGACGUUACUCAAUUUGCUCGGAUACGCAUCCAUGUUACAGGAUUGCGAACCUCUUUCAAAAACGGGACCAACAUAAGACUACAGUUGGGUCAAGCAUUCAACUUCAGCUGUUCAGCAGAAGGAGGCGUCAGCUGGGUCAUUCCCUUUAUUGGUUCAGCAUCAAUUUAUAACAUCUCACCAUUCGAGGAAAGAGUCGAGUCAAACAGAUCAGUUGAAUCGGAUAGUAACACUUACGUAUGCCGUUCAAAAAAUAACUUGAAUGAAUUCGCUUGGGUACACCUCUACCUCUAUCCUGCAGAAUAGACAUCUAACAUUUUACGAUUUCGUUAUGUUGAUUUAGGAAUUUCAAAUUUUAUCCAUUAGUGCAUUUUUAUUAAUUGUUACGAAUAGGUAUAUAUGUCAUCGUGCUACUUUGAAUUAAUCAUCCAUUUUUUUACGUGUUCGUGUAAUCAAGUAGGUAUAGAUUAUGUUGUGCAAAUCGAUUUUAAACUAGUUUCCUCAGUAGGUAGGUAUUACAUUAUUUAAAAUUGGGCAAAAUCCUGUUUGGGUGUAAAGUAUUGUUUAUUGGGUACGGUUAUUCUAAUCUUGGAAAAAAAUUUAAUCUGAUUUCAUGGGUAAAAUUUCAUCCAAUAUAUAUCGUUCUAUAGGGUUAGGUAAUAUGCUGAAGAAGUUGGUAUCAAUGGUACUUAAUUCAAUUUCAUUAGUAUAUCGAAUAUCUUGUACUUAGCUAGGUACUUACCUAUGUUACGUAUUAUUUUCAUUGUAUGUUUAUUUAGUUACAGAUUUGAGAUUAUUAAUAUUUUGAUGAAAUUGAUCUCUCAUUUCAUUUAAUUUAUUUUAUCUCAAUACCUACAUCUUUCAUCUAUAGUUACGUAAAUAUUACAAAUGUGUGUGCAAUUCAUUUUUAGGUACUUACCUUGUUUUUUAAUACGGAAAAAAAAGAAAGAAAGAAACUGUCAUGCAAUAUAUUAAAGCAUUACCUAUGAAUAAUGAUGUAUUUAAGUGUGUGUCCGAAUAAAUUAACGUUUAAGUAGGUAUUAUAAUUAUUUUUUAAUUGAAAUUAUUAAUUUGUGUGAGAUUUUUUGUAUUUUGAUGGACCUACAGGGUGCACAUUUGACCUUGGGAGCACUUAAGCAGGUAAUGGAGUAUACGAUAUCUGAUGAUAUCUGAUUGACUGAGCGCACAGAUCACGUCUUUCUAUUGGUCCAAUAAGUGUGUUAUUGUUCUACAACAUCUACACCCUCCUGAAGUGUAUCGAAAAUCAAAUGUGCAUUAUACCUACUUGAAUUGAAAUCUCCAUAUCAUGUAAUUCGAUGCAAUAAUUCCUGGUGAAGUAGGUACCUAUAUGAGCAAUUUAUUACCUAAGUACAUGCGAAUCUGCGGAAAAAUUGUAAGUUCUGAAAAAAUCUAAUAAUACCAAUAUUUACAAGAAAAAUUACGUGAUUUGGUCGAUACAUCUACCUGUGUGAAUGUAUUUUAAUCCAUUUUGAUUUAUUUAAUGAACUUUGAUUAUCUUUUGUGCAGGUGGUAUUCAAUUUGAUAAAUACCUACCUACUUUCCUAUUUGUUAAAAUGUUCAUUAUUCUAUCCUGUACCUACCUGAUACAUAUCUACCUAUGAAAUUAUGCUGUUUUCAUUUUUUAAAUGUUACCUAUCUAUAAAUUUCUCCUGUCAUGUUAUCAUAAUCGAAAUAUGGAAAAAAAUGUUCAAAUGGGGUGCCUACGAGUACACUUUGAAAACGCUGUAGGUGUUGUGUUCUUGUAAUACCUAAAAUGGAUCAAGAUUGUUAGAAGCAUAAGAUGUGCUGCCGACUUAAGGAUACCUAUUGAGAAACGCGUCAAGCUCGUCAGAAGCACCAAGCUCAACAGAAGCUCCAACCUCGUCAGAGUCGCUGGUGCCCUUUGUAGCUAUUAUUAUACUCUCAGCUAUAGCAGUGCUAUGUGGAAUCGGUUCUGUUCUCUAUCGUAAGCAGAUACUCGUAUGCACUUGGAGUCCGCAGACCGAACGUGACGUCGAAACUUCUGAUGAGGAAAACAGAGUUUCACGAGCUUCUCUUCCACCAGCUCAUAUUCCUCCUAGACCACCUUCUGCACGAUCUACUUCACCCUGCUUAUCGUUCCUUUAUUACAAUGCUGUACGUUUUCAAAAUCCACCAAAUCCUGAAAUUCCUUCACCUCAUCGAUCGGUUUCCAUCGUUUCAAAUCCUCCUCCACAAAUGCUAAUUUUGGGAAAUAGUGAUGUACCGCAUUUGGACUUUAUUGGAAAAGGAGGUUUUGGAAAUGUCCAUCUUGGCUGCUUUGGAGGACAAACCCUGGCGUUUAAAUACGCCUCAAAAUUGCAGGAAAAUGACGAGCAGCUUCUUAAUGAAGUCGAAAUAAUGCAGAAUUUGAACCAUCCUCACAUUUUGAAAUUGAUCGGAAAAGUUAUCGCUGAUGAUGGUUCCUCCCUUGUAGCGGUGAUUUUUGAGUUCAUGAGGUAUGGGGAUCUCUGGAACAUGAUUAGAAAACCUAACUAUGUGCUCUCACAGGUAAUUCUAACGCGAAUGUGCCGGGAUAUUGCAAGUGGCAUGGAGUACCUAGCGGAAAAUGGAAUCGUUCAUCGAGAUCUGGCGUGCAGAAAUUGUCUCGUCGACAGCGCAUUUACCAUCAAAAUUGCCGAUUUUGGACUAUCCGGAUAUGCUGACGAAAAUGGAAUUUAUCAGCAACAAGGAGACCUGAGAGCAGCCGCGCGUUGGAUGGCGCCAGAGUGUAUUGAUCUUGCAUUUUCCGAAAAAUCGGAUGUGUGGGCUUAUGGUAUAGUUCUAUGGGAAAUUUACAGCGGAGGCAGGAGGCCAUACGAUGACAUGCACUUGAGUGACGCUAACAAGUUUGUUCAAGAUGGAGGUACUCUAGAAAUUGAAAACGAAGACUGCCCAGAGCACAUCAAACGUAUUUCGGAAUCUUGCUGGAGAUGGGAUCCAGAGGAACGGCCGUCUUUUUCUCAAAUCCUGCGUUUAUUUCAACCAGCAACGAGCCUCUGAGCUGUAUUGAGACCAUCUUCUUUUGUAUCACGGUUUGUACUUGAGGCAAAAAGUGCCAAUACUUGAUCGGGUUUUUUUGAAGCCUCCAGGGGGGGGGGGUCUGUGGUGGUCAGGGGGUAAAUUUUGAACUGGCAUACGAAAAUUUCAUCCUUUUAGAAAAUGUUGAAGGGGGGGGGGGGUGCGAGUUUUCAAAAAUCACCUCUUCCCCUCCCCACUUCCGUUUGAAAAAACCUCCAAAACCCCUCCGAUUAAAAUUUUUUAAGAAUGUAUUGACACUAGAUGGCAAAUGAGUCACAAAAGUGCAAGGUGGAACCCACAAAUCCCAAAACUAAAGGAGGGACAAAUAUUUGAAUUUUUAAAAAAAGGUGCCAAAUACUUGGUCACUUGUGAUAAUUGCCCGAGCGUCGAUCAAAAUCCCACGGUGCGCUAGUGGGAAAUUGAAAGUGCUCGGGCCUUUUGGCGGCUUGUCUUAUCCCAAGUUCCCAUGAAACACUCAGAAGGCAGUUUUUCAUCGAAGUUAUUAGUACAGUAUUAUAGAAUGCUUCUACACUCAUUAGAAUUGAUUUAUCUGUAUUAACGACCUUGUAAUUCAUGUUUUUGUUUUGAAUUUUGACUUACUUUCAAAGCUAGCUCGCACUAUGAAAAAAAUUUCAAAAAUGUCCAAACAUGGUGAAAAUCGUUAAUACAGUGUAUACUGUACACUAAACCAAAACUAUACCCAAAAUAUCCAUAAAAUUACUUUUAAUCUUUAUUUUUCUGAAAUAGUAAUUUUGAAAGUAAGAAAUUUUACACGUUUUCAAUCCAAACAAUUUUCAAACUCUGUUAAAAAAAACACUCAAUAUACUUUAUUUCAUCGGCCGGGUGGUUUAAAUCAAAGAUAAAGAUCUCCUCUAUUACUUAAGAUUGGUAGCAGCCUCAACAGACCUUUAUGUGUGACGUCACAGCGUGUUGAAAAACUGACCCACUGAACUCUAUACUCUUACACUGGAACGCUUACGAUACCACGUGACCCGAUCGAGCGCGUUAGAAAGAGAUAGAUAUAUGUUAAGACGUUCUUGUCCUUGUCUAGCGCGUUGGUAAGUAUUGCGUAUUCAUUUCAUCCGUACAGUAGCGUGAUUUUUUUUUUGUUUUUUGUUUUAAUUUUUGCAAUUUUUUGUAGAAUUUUUUUAUUUUAUACGAGUAUUGAUGUUCAAGAUCACUUUUAAGACAUCGGCGAUCGUAGGAAUUGAGAAAAUUGCUUUUAAAAAAUGAAUUAUUUACAAAAGUGUACCAGAUACUUCAAGUUGAAAUAUUAUAAUUUGUAGCAGUACUUAUUCAAUAAAAUUUAAAAACUCAUGAUCUGGAAAUUGAAAUACUUAAUUCAAAUUAGAAAAAUAUUUAAGUGAAUAUUGAAUAAUUUAAAUUUUCCAGCAAUAUUCUAUAUAUAUUUAUGUACUACAUUAUAAUAAAUAAACGAAAUUACCUAUUAUGCAGCUGUGUUGUCAGUUGUGUAGGCUAGAUACAUGAAAAAGUGACUAAAAAAGGAAAACAGGUACAUGAUUGAAAAUUUUUGAAGAAUUUAUCACUCAAUGAAGCCUCAAACUCAAACUCAUUCAAGAGCUGCACAAGACAAAGAAUGCACAAAUACAUUUUUAAAAUUGAAUGAAAUCGAAAAUUUUAAAUCCAGAACUCCAGAAGUUGUUCAUUUUCCAAUUCAUUUAUCAAAUAGGUUGAGGUUGAACCUAAUUUAGUAAUUUAAAUCAAGUUUUGAGGGGAAAAAAUGAACUCAGAUUUUUCAACUCCUUCAUUUAUCUAUCUGUGAUAAGAUAACGGAUAAUACGGAUAUAUUUUAUUUUUAUUCUUCAAAAAUUUUCAAUCGUGUACCUGUUUUCCUUUUUUAGUCACUUGUCCAAGUACCUUCCCUACACAGCUGCAUAAGCACUUUGAAAUUUUUUUUACCAUUACAUAAAUGUCUAUAAAUGUCUCCGUUGUAAUAUAUGAAAUCAAUUUUUACCGUGAAAAAAAAACGUGAAAAGUUAGAGUCAUUAUAAAAAAGUCUUAAAGUUCUGUUACGAAACAUAAUUUCAACUUGAAAUACCUUGUUCACUUUUGUAAAUAAUUCAUUUUUUAAAAGCAAUUUUCUGAAUUCCUAGGAUCGCCGAUGUCUCAAUUUCAUCUUGAAAUAUUAAUAAUUGUAUAAAAUAAAAAAAAUCAGCAAAAAGUUGCAAAAAUUUAAAAAAAAAAACAAAAAAAAUCACGCUACUGUAUGAAUGAAAUGAAUACGCAACGCGCUAGACAAGGAUAACAACUUCUAUUCAUAUAGCUAUCUCUUUCUAACUUGCUCGACCGGGUAGUUUAACAUUGGACCAUAUGCAGCGUAAGCGUUCCAGUGUAAGAGUAUAGAGUUCAGUGAACUGACCAAGAUUUGGUACCCUGAUCAAGUAUUGGCAUUUUGCCUUAUAUAUUUAAGAUGUAGAAAUAAGGUUUAUUUCAUUUAAGAUGUAGUAAGGUUUAUUUCAUUUCAUUUUGAAAUGGAUGUAAUCGUAAUUUUAUAUGUUCCAAAUAUUGUGAUAUUAGUCGAGUUUUUCCCUGUUUCGCGAGUUGUGUGUUUAGUCUUAAGUCAGUUAUCUAAUUUUAGUUGCAUACCUAAGUUCUUUAAAAACCAAAUUGAGUUGCAUUGAAGUGCACCUUUGAGAGAUUUUCAUCAAAAUAAUGCCAAAUUUGAGCUUGGUUUUGCAUCCUUUCUGCAAAAGCCCCUUUGGAGUUUUUUUUUGCCAACGUAAUAUCAAAUUAGUUCUCGGAAGGUUCAAAAACGUAUUCGAAAAUCUCAAAAAAAUAUAAUUAUUUGUUUCAGGUGGGUCUUUACGAGAGUUAAAAAUUUAAAAAUUGACCAAAAACAAAAAAAUGACUAAAAAAUACAGAAAAUUGUUUCAAUACGUGAAAGUUGAUAAUUUUAGUGUUUGUGGAGAUAUUUUGGUGAUUUUUUCCCGGUUAACUCUUAUUGAGAGAGGAGGGUGAGUUAGCAUAAAAUUAGUUUCAUUGCCAAAUACUUACACCAGAUUAAGUAUCGAAAAAUAUCGUAGAUAUUCCCAAUUACCUCGCACCUUAAGAAUUUGUUGGGCAAUUGUAAUGCUUCAGCAAAAUGUUUAAUCAGAUUUAAGAAAUUAGGUAAUUGGCACUUUUUCUUUCAACGGUGUUCUCUCCUUCCAUUUUAAAACUAAACAACACGUUUACCUUGAAUGUUUUUUCAUGUACUAUUCAUUGCAAGCACUUGACGCUAUUUGAUGAGUGUUCCCAUAAGAUCGAAUCGAGAGGCCCCCAAACCUCUGCUUUUCAUUUUAUUCUGUUGUAAUAUUAAUCCAGAUUUUCUCGCCUUUUGUAUUUCUGUCAAUUUCCUUUGAUUUUUUCCCCCAAGGUCUUAUUGUUGAAGACAUGAGGUUAGGUAUUUUUGCUUAUAAUCUCCUUGAAUGUUCGCCAUCUUAUUUUGUAAAUUCUCAAAACUGUAUUGAAUGCUUGAUAUAUGCAUCCUGCAUCCAAAUUCAGGAAUACUUAAUUUCAAUCAUUGAGCCUAAUCAGAUACAUCAUUCCAUUUGGCAUUAUUUUAAUGAAAAUUGUUGCUCUGAUGGACACCAUGGACAAUAUAAUCGUAUUGCUUAUUUCAUACUUACUUAUUUGAAUGACCACGAGUGACUAAAUGAUUCAUUUUAUAGAUUUAAGCUACGUAUAGAUAACAUGUACCUACUUAUGAUACGUACAUAAUUAUUUUUAUUAAUUUUUAAAAAAUCAUUAUUACAUAAAAAUCAAGUACCUACUUAUGUAGAUACCCAUCUGUAAUAACCCUAUUUUGAAACUUUUUAUUGACAAUAAAAAUUC